Molecule: messenger RNA, 270 nt
Organism: Macrosiphum euphorbiae (potato aphid)
Lineage: Eukaryota; Metazoa; Arthropoda; Insecta; Hemiptera; Aphididae
Source: the annotation of a GenBank genome assembly
AUGAAAUUGAGUGAAUCAGUUUCAUUUAAUAAAAAAACUCUAAAGGUUAAUGGUUUGGUAAACUUGGGCAACUAUACUCCUGAACAUCAGAAAAAUAGUAAAGGUGAUCAUGCCUUGGUCUUAAUGUACCAACCAUUCCAAGGAAAAUGGUAUCAGGCAUUGGCAGUGUUUUUGAGUUAUGAUUGUGCUUCAAGUACAGUGUUGCACAAGAUUGUUAUUGAAUGUGUUAUUCUUUUGAAGAAGUUUCGGUAUAGAUGCCAUUGCAACUGA